AUGGCAACGGCGGUUUCACAACAAGAGCAGCAGCAUGAACAGCAGCACAAGGGCAGAAGGCUCUCCGAGGAGGUCGUCUCUCUGCUGAGGCUCAAGGAGUCCAAGAGACUCAACCCAGCCCCUCACUACGCUCCGCGCAGAGCGUCGCAAUCACAGUCGCUGAGCGAGUCCACUUUUAAACAAUACAACGAGUACGUCAACGAGAAAGAUUCGAACAAGUCGCAGCUGAGUAAGGCGGCUGCCGAAUUUAACAAGCACGCUCACGAUUUCUGGGAGAACGAUUGUGUCAUUGACGAAGACAUCUUCGAAGACUCCUCCGACGAAGAGCAAUCGUGA
Molecule: messenger RNA, 336 nt
Organism: Saccharomyces kudriavzevii IFO 1802
Lineage: Eukaryota; Fungi; Ascomycota; Saccharomycetes; Saccharomycetales; Saccharomycetaceae
Gene: SPL2
Product: Spl2p
Exons: 1
Coding region: 1-336 (111 amino acids)
Source: RefSeq, a predicted model, not a curated record